AUGGCCGGGCCGGGGCGGGCGCAGGAGGCCCUGCAGGAGCGGUACCGGCUGGGCUCGCUGCUGGGCCGGGGCGGAUUCGGCAGCGUCUUCGCAGCAACGCGUCUCUCGGACGGCACCCCGGUAGCCAUCAAAAGGGUGCCACAGAACCGCGUCCAUCACUGGGGUGAGCUGCCCGACGGCACCAGCGCACCCCUGGAGAUCGUGCUGCUGGACAAGGUGUCCAGUGGCUUCUCCGGCGUGGUCCAGCUGCGGGAGUGGGUUGAGCUCCCCAACGACAUCUUGAUGGUGCUGGAGCGCCCGGAGCACUGUCAGGACCUGCACCAUUUCAUUCGGGCACGGGGCUUCCUGUCCGAGGGGGUGGCGCGGCAGCUGUUCCACCAGGUGCUGGAGGCCGUGUGGCACUGCACCAGCUGCGGGGUCCUCCUCAGGGAUAUCAAGCCAGAAAACAUCCUGGUUGACCUGGCCACCGGGCAGGCCAAAUUGAUUGAUUUCGGCUGUGGCACCUACCUACAAGAGGCAGCCUACACUCACUUUGCAGGAACACCAUCAUACAGCCCCCCGGAAUGGACCCAUUUUGGCUGGUACUAUGGCAAGCCAGCUACCAUCUGGUCCCUGGGCAUCGUGCUGCACCAGAUGGUCUGCGGGGAGCACCCUUUCAGGAGGGACCAGAACAUCAGCUGGGACCAUCAGCUCUCGCUGCCACAACGGCUCUCUCCAGAGUGCCAAGAUCUGAUCAGGCAGUGUUUAUCCAUGCUGCACGUGGAAAGGCCCUCAUUAGAAGAGGUGUUCUGUCAUCCUUGGAUGCAGGAUAUCCAUCUGCCCUAGAAGAAGGGAGAGAGCCACAGGCACACUGUGCUGCAGAGCCCCGCUGGGGCCCUGGGCAGAACCCUGACAGCCUGGUCUGAGCCCAGGGAAGGAGAAGGAGCCCCUGGAAAAUCUGUAUCAGGUGGGGCUGCUGCUGCAGGAGACAGCGAGGAUCACAUCAAGGAUGACAGCCUCUUCCUGUACCUGGCCACUGAGGAAUCGUUCCAGCUGGGAUCCAGUCUGGAUCAGGAAGUGCUUGGGAGCAGCUCUGGCGUGGAUGGGCCGUACCCUUGGAGCAGGCUGAGGACAUCGUUUGGGACCAGCUUUUCUUCCAGCCAUGGAUGGCAUGAGGUGGGUCCCCGUCUGCUUGGCAGGGUGGGAUCAGAGCUUU
Molecule: messenger RNA, 1195 nt
Organism: Passer domesticus (house sparrow)
Lineage: Eukaryota; Metazoa; Chordata; Aves; Passeriformes; Passeridae
Product: serine/threonine-protein kinase pim-1-like
Exons: 8
Coding region: 1-825 (274 amino acids)
Biological process (GO): negative regulation of apoptotic process; protein autophosphorylation
Cellular component (GO): cytoplasm
Molecular function (GO): protein serine/threonine kinase activity; ATP binding
Source: RefSeq, a predicted model, not a curated record